AUGGAUGUAGCCUACGACCACAUCCAGGAGGAGAUCUUCUCCUCCAACGACCCCACCAAGAAAGAAAACAACAGCAAGAACAAUAACAACCCCUCCGAUGCACCCGCCACCAACUCAGACCGCCCCAACGUCGACCUGAACGCCGAACUGCAGGAAACCUUCCGCGCUUUCUCCGCAAGUCCCUGGGGUGCACGCAUCGGUGGACUCUGGGACAAUGUUCGCAAACAAGGCGAAAGCUACUACGAAGGAGCUCGCCAGGAAUACGCCGCCGCCAGCGAAGAAGCCGCCAAGGGGUUCUCGGAUCUGAAGAGUAGUAUCGUCGGGCGCACGCGGGGGUUGUCCCUGAGCACGGCUUUCAACAAUAAUAUCAUCGGCGCUGGUACCAGUACUACGACUGAACAGGAGACGGAAACAUCGUCAUCUACGCCUAAGAAUGAGACCGGAGAGAAGGAGAAGGCUGGACCUUCUGCCAGCUCGGAUAACAAUAAUGAGGGGUUCCUCUCGCGGUUCAAGGCCGAGGCCGCCCGCCGACUCAAAGAGAUCGAGAAGGCUGAGGAAGCAGCCGACGAAGCUAUCCUGCGCUUUGGGAUGAAUAUCGGACAGAAGUUGAAGGAUGCGGUCAGCAUUGUGCCGCCGUCUACGGACUCGUCGUCGGACAAGCUUCUAUUUGAGAGUAAGGAUGCAGACGGGAAGCGGGUUAUUCAUGCUACGCGGUUCGAGGCGCAGCUUCAUGUCAUUCAUUCGAACUUGGAGAGUUUCUCGAAAGACCCCGUGAGUGAGGAGUGGCCUACUUUCAAGCAGUCUUUCAACGUGGACAAUAAGACGGAUGCUAUUGCCGCCGACUUGGAGAAGUAUCCGGAGCUGCGCUCCGCUAUGGAGAAGCUUGUCCCGGAGAAGGUGGAAUACGCGGUCUUCUGGUGUCGUUACUACUUCUUGCGUUUGGUUAUUGAAACCGAGGAGCAGAAGCGGAAGGAGCUUCUCAAGGAUGUCAACGUCGACGAGGAAGAAGUCAAGUGGGACGAUGAUUCCGAUGACGACACCGACUCUCCCUCUACGCCUCAAGUCCAGCAGUCUACGGCGACCACCAAGGCUACCACUGCCACCCCUACUGCCACUUCUACCGAGAAGGAUACCCUGAAGCCCACGGAACCCCGCCGGUCCAACGACCAACAGUCCCAGCCCGACAGCGAAUCCAGCUACGACCUCGUCAGCGGUGCGACCAGCCGCACUCCUGCCAGCCCCAAGGAGAAGGCCAAGGAUGAGGAAAGCGAUGACGACUGGGAGUAA
Messenger RNA from Aspergillus tubingensis, 1287 nucleotides. RefSeq names its product BSD domain-containing protein. Gene Ontology annotation, cellular component: cytoplasm. Lineage: Eukaryota; Fungi; Ascomycota; Eurotiomycetes; Eurotiales; Aspergillaceae. Bases 1 to 1287 code for a protein of 428 amino acids. The record is from RefSeq and is a predicted model, not a curated record. The transcript is spliced from 2 exons.